Messenger RNA from Scophthalmus maximus (turbot), 3255 nucleotides. RefSeq names its product Sp5 transcription factor a (gene sp5a). NCBI's taxonomy places the organism in Eukaryota, Metazoa, Chordata, Actinopteri, Pleuronectiformes, Scophthalmidae. Gene Ontology annotation, biological process: regulation of transcription by RNA polymerase II. Bases 1698 to 2810 code for a protein of 370 amino acids. The transcript is spliced from 2 exons. The record is from RefSeq and is a predicted model, not a curated record. Gene Ontology annotation, molecular function: DNA-binding transcription factor activity, RNA polymerase II-specific; RNA polymerase II cis-regulatory region sequence-specific DNA binding.
GUGUACACACUCUCCUGUGUAUAAAACAUAUUUAUUUUGGCUACCAAUUCAAAGCAGUGACCUUUCUGUUUUCUGCAAUUUUCACAGGCUACACUGCCUGCGCUUCCUCACCAACAGCUGCCGUAGCUUGAUGUAAACAAGGUUAAUCUUUAUUUCUUUUUAUCAGUCAACGGUGUGACUACACCACUCCUGUAGCCAGUUUUGUAGUUUAACAUGGCUCCAGUGCAGCCCAGCAGGACUCCUCCUUCCCCUCAUGACCGUCUAUAAAGCCGUGGGAGAGGACUGGGAACAUUAAUCCCUUCAAAGGCACAGAUCUAAUUCAAAAUCUGCCGCUCCAAACUAGUUGAGAGGACAGUGAUUGUUUCUGCAGGGAAGCCAGAUAAAGAUCAGAGAGUUGAUAUAGAAAAAACUACAACUUCCAUUUCAACUGCUCUCCCACAAAACUCUGGAUAUUAUCUUAGGAAAACUGCAUAUGUUGGCCCUCAUUGAAUGUUCUUAAACCGAAAAAAAAAAGGGGACAAAAUGUGAUGUGAUGUGUCAGUUUGGCCUUUGUUUUAAAAGUUUUCUUAAAUUUGAAUCCCUCUGUUUGAUUAUUAUCAAACUAUUAUCUGCACUGGAAGAGAUCCUGUGAUUUUUAACGUGAACAUCCCCAGACACAUUGACAUAAAGGAAGAGGAUUGAGACGUCACUGUUUCAAGUGCUGCUGCUGUUGUCACCUGAUUUAAAACAGAGGUUUCCCCUGUGUGACAAGUUAAAUAACAUUCAUUUGAAUUAGCUGCUGGACCCCCCCUUCAGCUUAACACAGUUAACAUUUUAACAACAAAGAGAGAGAGAGAGGAAGAAGAAGAAAAAUCUAAAUGAGGAGUAGGUUCUGAUAAAACAUCUGAUUGAAAUGAGUGUGGCAGACAGAAGUAUUUAAAUAAGUCAGAGGGGGCAUAAUUAAGUGUUUAAUGCCGUGUUGCAGUUCAAAGGCACAACAAAGGAAAAUGUUUUAAUUCAAAUUAGAAAUGUAAAAAGCGACGCGCAUUCUCCACAGAGGAGAACUUUGUGUCGAGUCACUUGAGUUGGUCUCUGUCCCCUCCAUCAAGCAGCGAGGCUCUUGGAGAUCUCCGGAGAUAACAAUGUGACAUUGUCACACAGGGUUUCUGCCACAAAUCCUUAAUUACAAAAAGGAGGAUCAGAUGACUGCGGCAUCCAACACCGGGGUCUCCAGGCGGCGCGGGGGUCUUUGAUCAAGAAAAUCCAAUUAUUUGUGUAUAUACAUUUCCCACAUAGUGAUUACUUCAUUAAUUGUCCCGCCUUUAUCUCCUCCCCUCCCCCUCCCCCCGCUAAUAAUCAGCUCCUUUAUCCGGACCAACAAACACACCAUAGGAGCUUUGUGGAUUCAAAGGAUUUGCUUUCCCCUCUCUCAGAGAGCCGCCAUUCUUUGAUGAUUGGGCAGCGGCGAACUUCAAAGUAAUAAAUCUUAUUUCUGACUGGCUGGCGGCCCACCAAAGUCCUUAUCAAAUUCUAAGGAGUGAUCCCUCGCUCCUCAGAUUCACAGAGGCGAUCUCCGAGAGCGGCCGCACCGAGGAGCAGCGCCACCAGCUCCGCAGCCGCGGAUGUCGCACGUCGAUGCGAGUUAGAACUUUUUUUUUUUUUCUCGAACUACUGUUUUGAUUCGUUUGUUUCCGUCGCGAGGCAGGAGGACGCGGACCAUGGCGGCGGUGGCGGUACUGCGGAACGAAACGCUCCAGGCUUUCCUCCAGGAUCGCACUCCCAACUCCUCUCCAGACAACUGUAAGCACUCUCCGCUGGCUCUCCUGGCGGCCACUUGUAACCGGAUCGGGCAUCACCACGCGUCGAACCACGCAGAUUUCCUGCAGGUCCCCUACGACCCGAGCCUGGCCUCCCCUUCGCGUCUGUUUCACCCGUGGACUAACGAGGCAGCCCCCCAGAGCAGCCUGGCCGGCGGCAACUCGACUUUCGGACUAUCCUCCAAGCCCCAGCUGCCUGCGCACAUCCAGGGCUCCUUCAGCUCGCACCACGAGCUGCCCCUCACCCCGCCGGCGGACCCCUCGUACCCCUACGACUUCUCCCCCGUGAAGAUGUUGCCUUGCUCCAUGCAGUCCCUGCAGGCCGCCUGCCCCCCCACCUACGUGCCCGCGGUCAGCUACGCGGCGCCCGCGCCCCUUCCGACCGCCAUGCCAACUUUCGUCACGGGCCCCUCCGGCCUCGUGCACCAGCAGCAGAGGCAGUUGUCCCCGAGCCCCGGCGAGGACGUCCCGUGGUGGAGCCUGCAGCAGGGGAGCCCCGUCGGCCACCACCGCUUCCAGCUGCAGCGGGGCCUGGUGCUGGGACACGCGGACUUUGCGCAGUACCAGACGCAGAUCGCCGCCCUGCUCCACACCAAGUCGCCGCUCGCGACCGCGCGGCGGUGCCGGCGGUGCCGCUGUCCCAACUGCCAGUCGUCCACGGCCGGCGACGAGCCGGGCAAGAAGAAGCAGCACAUCUGCCACAUCCCCGGCUGCGGGAAGGUCUACGGCAAGACGUCUCACCUCAAGGCGCACCUGCGCUGGCACUCCGGGGAGCGGCCGUUCGUGUGCAACUGGCUGUUCUGUGGCAAGAGCUUCACCAGGUCGGACGAGCUGCAGAGACACCUGAGGACUCACACGGGGGAGAAGCGCUUUGUGUGCCCGGACUGCUGCAAGAGGUUCAUGAGGAGCGACCACUUGGCCAAACACGUCAAAACUCACCAGAACAAGAAGAGCAAGUGCCACGACAAGACGCUGGAGCACGUGAAAAGGGAGGACACGAGGAAUAUGUUGUAACACAAACGCGAGACAUCCCCUUAGUGCAAUACACUCAGUCCUGCACUAGUCCAGGUGCACAGGUGGAGGUCUGUUUUCUUCACUUCGACCUCUCACAUCCCGACAGUAGUUCCCACCGUGGCCGGUCUGUGUAGCACAUUUUUUUCUACGUGUAUAUAAAGUUUCAUAAGUUAAUGUUGGGACCAUGGAGAAGUUACAGCUCAUGGGUUUGAAUCCACUGUCUUUGUCAUAUCAAGGAAGACAAGUUUUCAACUUGUGCUUUUGAUCAUUGUCUUCGGUGGAAGAUUUCACUCCCCUGUAAAUUAUAUUUAAUAGCUUUUGUUGAAUGAAAGUGUCCGUCUUUUGCUCCAUUACGGGGUGUUUUUAAGCAUGCUCUUGAAAAGAUCUGCUAUUGUUGAUAUGACCCAAAUACUGUGUGAGAAUAAAGAUUAUAACAUUUUCCUCA